This is a messenger RNA of Prunus avium (sweet cherry), 1089 nucleotides long. NCBI's taxonomy places the organism in Eukaryota, Viridiplantae, Streptophyta, Magnoliopsida, Rosales, Rosaceae. The record is from RefSeq and is a predicted model, not a curated record.
AUGAGGAUAAUCUGUUUUCUGAUUCGGAAGAAUCUGAAGACUCUCAAGGUUUUGGACUCUGGGAAUAACUUCGAUCCUCUGCGUAAUUGCAACACACAACUGGAGGAAAGUCUCAAUCUGAUAGGUGAAGAUAGUUCUUCAGAUUUUGAUGAAGACGGCUUGAAGUUGUUGGAAGUGGAAUUGUUGAAUACGGACAACAAAGAUAACGUUUUUGAUUUGCCACAGUUUGUAUCUGCAUCAUAUACUCCGAAGGGAGACCUGGAAAUGUCUAUGAUUUGCCACUCUUCUCCACAGUCUGAUUUCUGUCCUUUACAUUUUGAUGAAGCUCUAGAAAUGGUGGAAGAGACGCACAUAAAAUCAUGUAGGGUUGAAGAAUGCUUUGUGGAAACAGGAACUGAUUCCACCUUUGAUGAAAGUACUGCACAAGAUGUUCUUGCCAGUAAAUAUGAUCAUCUAAGUUUUCAAAGUGAAUUAAUUUUAUGUAAAAAUCUUAUCAAGGUUAUACCCCAUAUACCCAAACAUAUAGCUUUUGGUUGUUAUGAUGGUCUUCAAUGCUUAAUUGGUUUUGCAAGAAAGGAUAUUGAGAACAUCUUUGGUGAAACCGCAAAGAGAUUUAAGGUGAUCCAAGGCCGUAGAUCUUCAAAAUUAUGCAAGGUGGAGGCUGAUCAUAACUACCAUUCUUCACAUGGAGUCAUUAAAUCCUGUGUUUAUAUUGAUGACAUAACUAGAGGUGAAGAAAGAAUGAAAGUUUCCUUGGAGGAUGGAAGAAAUGCUGAAGAUCUGCCAAUCUAUUUUUACAUCCCCAAUAAUUUAGUUUAUAAGAACGCCUAUGUGAAAUUUUCACUUGCUCGUAUAUCGCAUGAGGGUUGCUGUUCACAUUGUUUUGGGGAUUGUUUGACAUCACCAGUACCUUGCGUCUGUGCGGCUGAAACUGGGGGUCUCUUUGCAUACUCUCCGGGAGGAUUGGUCAAGGUGAAGUUUCUGGAAGAAUGUAUAUCCUUGAAGCGGGAACCUACACAAGACCGCUACUUGUGUAACAAGAAAUGUGGAAACCGAAUUGUUCAGCAAGGCAUCAUUGUGAAGUUGCAG